AUGGAUCUCAUCAAUUCAGGGAUUCUCACUCACAACCACAAACCCCCUUUGAGCACUAUAGACAAAGAGGAAGAGGUGAUUGAUCAACAACAAGGGAGGUGGAAAUUAGAUGUGUUGUUAAGGAGCCUAAUCGCUGCAUUGGAGUGGAAGGCAAUUGAAGUUGUCCCUAUUGCAAGAGGUGAGGGCGAGGACAAAAGAGAGUGGCAUUUUGAUCCAAAAGGAAGGACUGGGCAAGGCUACACCAGCCAAGCCAUAAUUAUACCUUCAAUCGGUGCUUCAAUCGGUGCUGCCUGCUACACGAUCGAUCGGUGCUGCCUGCUACACGAUCGAUUGGUGCUGCUCUCCCCUGCUUCGAUCGAUGCUGCUUCGAUCAGUGCUGCUCUCCACUGCUACACGAUCGAUCGGUGCUCCUCUCCACUGCUACACGACGGAUUUGGUGCUGCUCUCCACUGCUACACGAUCGGUACUGUUCUCCAGUGCUACACUCCAAGGCUUCGAGUUUUCGCUACUUGUACACCAUUGUUGUUGCUGGACUGA
Molecule: messenger RNA, 537 nt
Organism: Ilex paraguariensis (yerba mate)
Lineage: Eukaryota; Viridiplantae; Streptophyta; Magnoliopsida; Aquifoliales; Aquifoliaceae
Source: the annotation of a GenBank genome assembly